AUGGCAGCUACAUUUUUGCCACCUGACAACGUGCAGAAAGGCGGCAACAACGGUUUCGCAAUGCAGUACGGAAUGUACAACAACACUGACGAAGUGUACGGUCAAGCGCCGCCGUACUUGAAUAACAACGGCUUCAAUGCUGCAAACAACUUUGCUGACAACAACUAUGCCUACCAGGAUGCAGUGAAAGCAUACAAUAAUGGUGGGUGCAACAUGCCGGGCUUCCCCCAGAACGGAUUUGGUGGAGGUUUCCAGAACGAGGCGCAGAUGGGCUACAACGGGCUCGGCUGGCGCCAGGAGUACUCGCAGGGAACAGGGCCCGAAUACGAGGCACAGGAGCUCUGGACAGCAGAAGCAGAUGAAGAGUUUGCCCAAGUCCACGUCUUCGGACCGCAGGGGGAACAGGUGCCAGGAGCUGUUACCACUUUUCAGCAAGCUCAAGGGAUGUUCCCGGACAUCCUUGUCCACAAGCUGAUAGAGGCAGGCUUCACGGCGCCUACACCUAUCCAGGCUCAUACUUGGGCCAUUGGAGUGGCUGGUCGUGACCUGAUUGGCAUCGCCAAGACCGGCAGCGGCAAGACCCUUGCGUUCCUGAUGCCUGGGUUCCUGAAAAUCACGCAGACCCGUUCCAGGCUGCCGCAGCUCUGCGUUCUGGCGCCCACCCGGGAGCUGGCCUGCCAGAUCGAGUCCGAAGCCGACCGCUUCGGCCGUGCUGCCGGAAUCCGGACAGCCUGCUGCUACGGUGGCGCACCUCGGGGCCAGCAGCUCGGUGCCCUACGCCGGGGGGCACAGGUCAUUGUGGCAUGCCCGGGGAGAUUGAAUGACUUCCUGUCUAGUGGAGCUGUGAAUCUUUCCAACGUCUCCUACCUGGUCUUGGACGAAGCAGAUCGGAUGCUUGACAUGGGCUUCGAGCCGCAGAUCAGACAAGUCAUUCAGCAAGUUCCGGAAGACAGGCAGACACUGCUGUUUACCGCGACAUGGCCCCGAGAAGUCCGCUCAUUGGCCAGCGAGUUUUUGAAGCGACCAUUCCACGUGCAAACCGGAGCGGUCCAUGAGAUGACCGUAAACAAAGACAUCGAGCAACGUGUCGUCUUCUGCUCCGAUGAAGAGGACAAGGCCCAGCAGCUCCUUCAGAUCCUGUCUUCCCUCGGGCGCGGCGACCGCUGCUUGAUUUUCUGCGAGAUGAAGCGUUCAUGCGAGAUCCUGGCGAAUGACCUGAUGCAGUACCACGGGGUGCCGGCCGUUCGCAUCCACGGAGACAUGGCCCAGUACGAGCGCACCGGGGCGUUGGAGGCCUUCAAGAGCGGCCAGAGCCCGAUUCUUUGUGCGACGGACGUCGCUGCACGUGGACUCGACAUCAAGGGUGUCACCUGCGUUAUCAACUACGAUUCCGCAAGUUCGGGAAAGGACUACGUCCACCGAAUUGGAAGGACUGGGCGCGCCGGUCAGAAAGGGUUGGCCUAUUCCCUGCUCCUGCUCCACAAGGAGGACAAGAAAGCCUUCGAGAUCGCUUCCGUUCUUGUUCGCAGCGGUGCGGUCGUUCCCCCAGAGCUGGAGAAGUACGCCACGCAGCCUGGUGGCAAAGGAAGGGGAGGCAAGGGCAAAGGCAAGGGCAAGGGCAAAGGCGGAAAAGGCAAAGACGGCAAGAACGGCUCCAAAGGUGGCAGAGGUAAGGGAAAGGAAAGCCUCAAGGGCCUCCCAGCCAGUUUUGAUUGGCUGGCAAGUCGAGCUGUGCCGCCAAAUGAUGGCAAAGGUUCGGCCUAUGCCGACUCCAUGAAGGAGAUUGUGCCGUUCAAGACUGCCCAGGAAUUCUGGAGCAUCUGGAAUGGGGUGCCUCAACCUAGUGAGCUCCUGGAUAACAAGCGCAUCACGAGAGACAAUGGCGGCACCCCCACGGCCAUCGAUGCCAUCAUGAUCUUCAAGAAAGGAGUUCGACCAGAGUGGGAGGACCCUCUAAACGCGACUGGCGGGCAUUUCCAGGUCCAGCUGAAGUCUAGCAUUGGCGGAGCGCAGAUAGACGAGUACUGGAACAACAUUGUUCUGGGCAUGGUCGGGGGCACUAUUGAGCCCUAUGACAUGAUCACAGGAGUCCGGCUAGUGGACAAGCUUUCAGGAGCAAAGGCUGCUGGAAUCCUGAGGAUCGAGCUUUGGUUCACCAAGUACGACAACCAAGAUGCAGUCAAUGCUUUAAAAAAGAGCAUGGAAAAGACCAUGUGUGAAAAGCUGGACGGCACCCCGGGGACUGCAGUGAAGAUAGAGCUGAAACCUCACGUCUCUGCCGGGAAGCACUGA
Messenger RNA from Symbiodinium necroappetens, 2292 nucleotides. NCBI's taxonomy places the organism in Eukaryota, Dinophyceae, Suessiales, Symbiodiniaceae. The record is from the annotation of a GenBank genome assembly.